AAGGCCUUAGUCUAUUAUGACAUCCAUUCUUGUAAAUUAGACAUUGGGAAUGAAAAAGGAGACACCCCUCUCCAUAUCGCUGCCCGCUGGGGCUACCAAGGUAUCAUUGAAGUGCUGCUGCAAAAUGGAGCCAACGCAGAUAUUCAGAAUCGAAUGAAAGAGACGCCAUCACAAUGUGCGUUAAAUUCUACGAUAUUAUCUUUAAUGGAGCUGAAAUACUUCACAUUUGAAAGAGGAAAGAGUACUUCUCAGCCUCUGGAUAGAGCUUCUCAGCAAGAGGAGGAGGAAGACACUAUCAGCCAAGUAUCGUCUGUCACCAGUUUAUCUUCUGCAGUCACAACCGCCGCAAGCAAAGCGAGACAAGGAGGAACAAAAGCUACUGAUAAAGAGCUGCAGAGAGGAAGCCCAGUGCUCAGGCAGAGCAUGUCCCAUGGUCCCAGGCACAGAGGCACCUUCUGGUCUUCUCAACGUGGACAGUGCCACUCCUCCAUUUACCUGGCCUUUUCCGGAGCCUUAUUCAAGACUGGUGCUCUUUCCGAGAUAAUGCAAAAGGGCCCUGUGGUGCCGAGACCGCGGUGA
This is a messenger RNA of Anolis sagrei ordinatus, 579 nucleotides long. The record is from RefSeq and is a predicted model, not a curated record. Lineage: Eukaryota; Metazoa; Chordata; Lepidosauria; Squamata; Anolidae.